AUGGCUGUUAGUGCAUCUUUCCAUUUUGCCAAAUCUUUAUUCUCAUACCAUAGCAUCAUUAUGACAUCCCACAAUCAUCUAGGGACCGUAGAUGUGAAUGGAUUUAACAUAACAAAAAGAAAGCAUGUUUCUUCUAUGGGCUUACAAGUUAAUGAUCCGCCUGCAAAGGUAAUUAAUGCUACAAGAGCUAGUGCUAUAGAUUGGAACACGCCCCUUCCUACAACUAAAGCCGGUUCAUCGAAACCUACAACGAAGCUCGAGGAGGUCAAACAACGGAAUCCAAAGAUUAUGGACUCGGAUGAUCUUGGUGUCGGGAGAAUGGUUAAGGAAGGCUUUGUAUAUCGACAAAAUUUUGAUAUAAGGUCAUAUGAAAUUGGACCAGAUCAGACAGCUUCUAUAGAAACAAUUAUGAAUCAUAUGCAGGAGACAACCCUUAACCAUUUAAAGGCGAUCGGCCUCUUGGGAGAUGGCUAUGGCUCAACACCAGAGAUGUGUAAAAAGAACCUCAUAUGGGUGAUGGUGAAGAUGCAAGUUGUGGUGGACCGUUAUCCGAUUUGGGGUGGUGUUGUUCAGAUUGAUGCUUGGAAAGCUGCAUAUCGAAAAAAUGGUUUGGGCGGUAAUUGGAUAUUUUAUGAUUGCAAAACAGGCGAAAUGCUAAUUAGAGCUUCAAGUAUUUGGGUCAUGAUGAAUACAGAGACAAGAAGAAUAUCCAGAUUUCCAGACGAAGUUCGAGCUGAAAUACAGCCAGUCUUGCUUGAUACACCGCCUGCAGUUGAAGAACAAACCAUAAAAUGGUCUAAAAGGGAUUACAACAUUGUUCCCCAUGUCCGCAAUGGUUUAAUGCCAAGAUGGAGCGAUGUCGAUGUUAAUCAACAUGUUAACAAUACAAAAUAUAUUGGGUUGCUUCUUGAGAGUGUUCCAAAGACAAUUAUGAAAAACUAUGAGCUUGCUAGCAUGACGUUAGAGUAUUGUCGAGAGUGUGAGAUGGAUAGUGUGUUGCAAUCGCACACUUAUGUAAUUGGGACCAACGACGUCGACAACAUAACUGAUCAUCAUGACCAUGUCGACUGCGAGCAUCUACUUCAACUUGAUAAUCUUGGAGUUGGCAGUGAAGAAGAGAUUAUGAAAGGUAGAACUACAUGGCGGUUGAAAUAAUUUGUUAAAAGUGUAUUAAAAAUUUUUUCCCUUUAGAAUUAUUUAUCUAUAUGGUUAAAAAUAAAUGGUGUAAUUUUGUUUGGUUGUUAGGUAAUAAUC
Molecule: messenger RNA, 1254 nt
Organism: Erigeron canadensis
Lineage: Eukaryota; Viridiplantae; Streptophyta; Magnoliopsida; Asterales; Asteraceae
Product: palmitoyl-acyl carrier protein thioesterase, chloroplastic-like
Exons: 6
Coding region: 1-1155 (384 amino acids)
Biological process (GO): fatty acid biosynthetic process
Molecular function (GO): acyl carrier activity; fatty acyl-[ACP] hydrolase activity
Source: RefSeq, a predicted model, not a curated record